Messenger RNA from Paramecium sonneborni, 423 nucleotides. Lineage: Eukaryota; Ciliophora; Oligohymenophorea; Peniculida; Parameciidae. The record is from the annotation of a GenBank genome assembly.
AUGGCAAGAACAAAAUAAACCGCAAGAAAAAGUACUGCUGGAAAUAAGAAACCAACAAAACAUUUAGCAACAAAAGCAGCUAGAAAGACUGCUCCAGCUGUUGGACCUACAGGGGGUUUAAAGAAACCACAUAAAUUUAGACCAGGAACAGUAGCAUUAAGAGAAAUAAGAAAAUAUUAAAAGUCAACUGAAUUAUUGAUUAGAAAGUUACCAUUCUAAAGAUUAGUAAGAGAACUAGCUCAUGACUAUUAAAAAGAACUGAGAUUUUAAAGUUCUGCUAUUUUGGCGCUCUAAGAAGCAGCUGAAGCUUAUCUUGUUGGAUUAUUUGAAGAUACCAAUUUAUGUGCAAUACAUGCAAGAAGAGUAACUAUUAUGUCCAGAGAUAUACAAUUAGCUAGAAGAAUAAGAGGAGAAAGAUUUUGA